Pieris macdunnoughi is the source of this 1167-nucleotide messenger RNA. Lineage: Eukaryota; Metazoa; Arthropoda; Insecta; Lepidoptera; Pieridae. The record is from the annotation of a GenBank genome assembly.
AUGAAGAAAAAAAGAAGAAUAUGGAUGGAAAAUAUUAAUUAUUUCAGAAAAGAAUGCAGUGAAUUCAAACUAUUCUAUGAAUUAACAAAUCAUGGCUUUCGCACAUAUUUUAGAAUGACAAGAGACGAGUUUGAAUAUUUGCAUAGUUUAAUAGAAGAUGACAUUAAAAAAGAAAAUACAAAUUAUAGAGAAGCUAUUGGUACAAGAGAGCGUCUCGUCAUUACAUUAAGAUAUCUUAUAACCGGAACUACAUAUACAGCAUUGUCAAAAAGCUAUAGAAUAGGCCGUUGUACGCUCUCCGAAAUAAUACCAGUAGUAUGUGAAUCUUUAUGGAUCAAGUUGCAGCCAAAAGUAAUGAAGCUCCCUACUGAACCCGAAUGGAAAGUUAUAGCAAAAGACUUUUAUGAUUUGUGGAAUUUCAAUAAUUGCCUUGGUGCAAUUGAUGGCAAGCACGUGGUAAUUUUUUCGCCCCGUAAAUCGGGAUCACAGUACUUUAACUACAAAAAAACAUUUUCGAUUGUACUGUUAGCAAUUGCUGAUGCUCAUGGAAGAUUUAUAAUGAUCGAUGUUGGAUCAAUGGGCAGAUACAGUGACAGCGGAAUAUUCACAGAUAGUAAUUUCUACAAUGUGUUGCAAAACAAUGGAUUGAGAUUACCCGCAGAUGAACCCCUAUAUGAAGGAGGUUUGCCUCAGCCUUAUGUUUUUAUUGGUGACUGUGCAUUUCCGUUGAUGACACAUUUAUUAAAACCAUAUCCUGAUCAUGAAAGGUUGGAUAAAGACCAGUUAAUAUUUAAUUAUAGACUGAGCAGAGCACGCCGAAUGGUAGAAAGUGCGUUUGGUAUGUUGGUGCACAAAUGGCGUAUCUUUUUUAGGCCAUUAGAUGUUAAAAUAAGUACCGCCAAAAAAAUUGUAAAGGCUGCGUGCGUUCUACAUAACUAUGUAUUACAGAAUGAAAUCGAAAAGGCGCCUUCACAGUCAGUUUUUUCUGAUAAUAUGUCAAGAAAUUACUCCGAGGUAUCUGAACAAAACUCAGCAGAUUUUGAAGACGGCUUUUUUGUGAGAGAAUAUUUCAUGGAAUAUUUUAAUUCCGUUGGAACAGUUUCGUGGCAAAAUAACCGUGUGCAAAAUGUAUUAGAUUCUGAUAGGAUAACACAUAACUUACAUUAG